AAAGUUUAUUUGAUGACAAGCGAAUAUGUUUAUUGAUAGUCUAGACGAUGAUUUUUAGUGUUAGUCAUGUAUUUGAGAAUAGCUUAAUGGCUGUCUGUUUGUUUAUGGAGACAAAGGAAAAAAAUUAACUUUUUUGUAAUAUAGAAAAAAUCAUUAGAUUAAAAAAAAGCACGUUUUAGAAAAAGUGCUUCUCUUUCAGUCAUCAUCAUCAUGUUAUGUUAUAAGAACACGCGGUAGAAAAGAGACGCAUUCGAAAAGCACCAACCAGUUAAGUUGGUUGAUUCACUUCACAGUCUCAGCAACAAUGGUGGAACUCACAGAACAACAAAAACAACAAAUGGAAGCGAAUCGAAUUGCUGCAUUAGCAAAACGAAAAGCUUUCUUAGAAUCCAAUUCUCAACAACCACAACGAAACCCUUGGCAUCUUUUCAAAUGCCAGAAAAUUUCUCAACCUAAACCUGAACCCGAACCUGAUUUCAAAUUCCUCGCGAGACUUGAAAUUUGUUCGCAUGAUUCUUUCACUAUUACUCCUCUUCCUGUUCCUAAUUUCAAUUUUCCAACUUAUGAUACUUGUUUCGCCAUUCUCAAUAACAUUCUCUCACGAAUGGAUGUGGAUCCAUCACAUUUUACUCAGACAAGUGCGGGCGGGAAAGCCUGUGUGUUCAAAUUAACGGACUACCGUAGUGUUUUGAAGCUGUUAAAGGCAGAGAUUAAGGUGGAAGAGAUUCCUUGGAACACUUUCAAUGUGGUUGAGAAGCUUUCACAUUUGGAGGGGAGGUGGACUCCGGUGAGACCGGAACAUUUGAGUGAUGAUGAGGUCGAUGGUUUGAUUAGAAAGUUGCCUAAGAGUUUACUUGAUGUAUUGUUGCCAUUUCAAAUGGAUGGUUUAAGGUUUGCACUUAGAAGAGGUGGUCGGUGUCUCAUUGCUGAUGAAAUGGGACUUGGGAAGACACUUCAGGCUAUUGCUAUUGCAGGAUGUUUUAUGGAUGAAGGAUCUAUACUUGUUGUUUGCCCUGCUGUUUUGCGAUAUUCAUGGGCUGAAGAAAUUGAGCGGUGGCUUCCUACCUGCUUGCCUACCGAUAUCCAUCUCGUUUUUGGCCAUCAAGACAAUCCCGUAUAUCUAACAAGAUGCCCUAAAGUUGUGGUUAUUUCUUAUACCAUGCUUCAUCGUCUAAGGAAGAGCAUGCUUGAGCGUAAGUGGGCUCUUUUGAUUGUUGAUGAAUCUCAUCAUGUACGCGCUACAAAGAAAACCUCAGAACCAGGAGAGAUAAAGGCUGUUCUUGAUGUGGCUUCAGAAAUCGAGCGUAUAAUUCUGCUAUCAGGGACACCUUCUUUAUCAAGACCGUAUGACAUAUUUCAUCAGAUAAAUAUGUUAUGGCCAGGUUUGCUGGGGACAACAAAAUAUGAGUUUGCAAAAACUUAUUGUGAUCUCAAAUAUAUCAAGGGUGUCCAAGGGAAAAUUUUUGCGGAUUACUCAAAGGGCAUUCGCUUGGAGGAGUUGAACGUGUUACUAAAGCAAACUGUUAUGAUAAGGCGGCUCAAGGAACAUGUGUUGCAACAGUUACCUCCAAAACGCCGGCAAAUUAUAAAAUUGUCGUUGAAGAGAUCAGAUAUAGUUGCAGCGAAAACUGCAGUUGGGGCUUUGAAGAUUGAUGCCUCUGAAAAUGCUUUGAAGAUUGAUGCCUCUGAAAAUGCUAGUGAAGAGAUGCCUUUGGAAAGUUUGGAUGAACAUGAUGGAAAGCUUACUUAUCAAGAACUUGGAAUUGCAAAGCUAUCUGGGUUUCGUGAAUGGCUUUCGUUCCAUCCACUCAUUGCAGGAUCAGAGAAUGCUUCAAAGAUGAUAAUUUUUGGUCAUCACCACAAAGUUCUUGACGGAGUACAGGAGUAUAUAUGUGACAAAGGAGUAGGUUUUGUGCGAAUAGAUGGACAUACACUACCCAGAGAUAGACAAUCCGCAGUAACCUCAUUUCGAUCAUCACCGGAGGUUAAAAUUGCGAUAAUAGGUAUUCUAGCAGCAGGUUUUGGACUUGAUUUCUCGACAGCACGAGAUGUUGUGUUUUUGGAGCUACCUCAGUGCCCAACAGUGAUGCUUCAGGCUGAGGACAGAGCUCAUCGACGGGGGCAAACAAAUGCAGUUAACAUAUACAUAUUCUGUGCAAAGGAUACUUCAGAUGAAUCGCAUUGGAAAUAUUUGAACAAAAGUUUGCACCGUGUUUCAUCUACAACAGAUGGCAAAUAUGAUGCGGUGAAAGAGAUAGAGGUUGAAGAAGUUUCUUCUUUAGGCCCAUCCUUGAAAAUUAACAGAUCUAAAGAACAGUCUGCAUUCAAAGAUGCAUCCGUUAUAAGACAAUUGGAUGGGGAACUCUCUGCAGUGAAAUCAAAUGAAACAGCAACUAAUCAAGAUGAUGACUCUGGUCUUUUAAACAACAUAAAUCAGGGUGCUAAUAUUAUGGUUGAUAGUGUUUCCUUCCUAGAUUUAGACAAGGCUUCAGUUUUGGAUGGAAUUCGUGAUGUAGAUGUUUUUUAUGCUGCGGAUAGAUGUCCUGAAGAGAGUUUCGAGGACAAAGAUGAAGUAAUAGAGGAUAAGAAAUCAACUUCAACAACAGAUGCAGAUGACGACCAGCCCAGUCAUCCUGUUGAAACUGAAGUACAUUGCUCUCAUCAAGUUAAUUCUUUGCGAUUUGAGGUGAGCGCAUACACCGGAAGGAUCCACCUCUAUACUUGCAUUUUGGGUAAAGAUGCAAGACCACAGCCACUUUAUGAAAAUUUCCGACCAGAGGACCUUGAGUUGCUGAGUCCUGCUGAUGCUGAUGAGAAACAGGGUAUAGAGUUCACAUCUGUCAAGGAUAAUCCCGCUUAUAGGAAUGCUCUUCUGGAUUUUGCAAAUGAGUGGAAGAAUUUAAGGUCAAUUGAACGCAAUAAGUUACUUGGAAAACCAUUACAACUUCCUUUGGAUGUCGAAUUGUGCUACUUAAGUGAAAGUAAUAACCACAACAACAAGGGAUUAAUAAAUGGUGGAAGCAAAAGGCGCAUGACUCCUUUAGUGGACAUCAGCUAUCCCUUACCACCAGAUGCUGUUUGGAAAAAGGUUUCCCUACGAAGUGGCCGUGGUAAGAAGGAAAAAGAAUACACUCAAGGCUGGAGUCCGGAAGAUGAGCCUCUUUGUAAGCUUUGUCAAAAGCAAUGCAUGGGUAAUAAUGCCAAGACACCUGAAUAUUUUGAAGAUCUUUUUUGUAACCUUGUCUGCUAUCAAGAGUAUCGCAUGAGAACCAGCAACAGAUUCCUCCGUCAGGAACUUUUCCAAAUUGAGCAAGGUGUGUGCACAAAUUGCCAAUUGGACUGUCAUAAGCUUGUGGUGCAUAUAAGACCUUUGUCCUUGGAAAGACGGCAAGCGUACAUUGAAAAAGUAGCACCAAAUAUUGCAAAGCGGACGAAGAUGCUUGAGAAGCUUGUCAAAGAACCAAUUGAAGGCAAUGCAUGGCAUGCUGAUCACAUUGUUCCAGUAUACAAAGGCGGAGGUGAAUGCAAACUUGAGAAUAUGAGAACUCUUUGUGUGGCCUGCCAUCACGAUGUUACUGCUGUACAAUGUGCUGACCGACGUAUUAUAAGAGCAAAUGCCCGGAAACAACUAAAAGAAUUGAUGAAUACCAUGAAAAAUAGUAUGAAGGGUGUUGCUGGAAUUAAUACUAUUACUAAGGAACAAUUGCUUUACGCAGAGCAAGAAUAUAUGCACGAAGAUGAUGUUUUAGUCCCGGUUCCUGGAAGUGCCUAUUCGCUAGCUAAUAGUCAAGAAAGUGGAGAUGUAGCCUGUAAGGAUUAAGAACAGCAGCUGCUGAAGAUCUUCACCAUUCAACCCAGUUUGUUGUAAACAAAAAAUUGAUGGGGGAUGCACAUGGUGCAGUUGCAACGACCAGCAGAUGACUGCAAUCUGCUUUGAAGUGGUCAUCCAUGGUUUGGUUUACGUAGUAAGAUCGUCCUUGUUGUUCAUCCUUGUUUUAUUGCGAUGCAGCCAACCAAUUAGGUCCUUUUGAAGAGUGAUGUUUUGUCUAGUUGGAAAGGCAGCAAUUGUCAACAUGUGAAAUUAGAGAAAGCCCUUAAGCAUGAGGUUAAGAUAACCAGGGCAGUGUAGUGUUACAGUUUUGGGUCAUCCACUCAUCCAUGUAUAAACAUGUCAUUGAUUUCCACCAUUUUUUUGUAUAGUGUGGAAGGAAACGUUGAUCUGAAAUUACAUGACCAAAUUGUUGUCAUGAUUCAUGUUCUGAUGAAUUAUAUAUUGUAUUUUCUAAAGUGAAAUAUGAUAUUGAAAUUGUUUAA
Trifolium pratense (red clover) is the source of this 4314-nucleotide messenger RNA. Its product is annotated as DNA annealing helicase and endonuclease ZRANB3. The transcript is spliced from 24 exons. Lineage: Eukaryota; Viridiplantae; Streptophyta; Magnoliopsida; Fabales; Fabaceae. Gene Ontology annotation, molecular function: zinc ion binding; endonuclease activity; ATP binding. Gene Ontology annotation, biological process: DNA repair; replication fork processing. The record is from RefSeq and is a predicted model, not a curated record. Gene Ontology annotation, cellular component: nuclear replication fork. The coding region runs from base 305 to 3820 and encodes 1171 amino acids.